AUGUCCAAAAGCCAGAAACUGCACAUUAGUGAACAGCCCUUCACAUGGAGUAACUGGCAUCACCAUGUCAAUUGGAUUAACACCACUCUUAUCCUCAUCGUUCCAUCUCUCGGCUGCGUCGCUGCAUUUUACACUCAACUGCGUCUUCCAACAGCUAUCUGGGCGUUGGUCUAUUACUUCUGGACUGGAUUGGGCAUUACUGCUGGCUAUCACCGUCUAUGGGCACAUCGAUCAUAUGAGGCAUACUUACCAUUGAGAAUUUUCCUUGCCUGUGUUGGUGGCGGUGCAGUCCAAGGCUCUAUCCGAUGGUGGAGCAGCAAACACCGAGCUCACCAUCGAUGGACCGAUACUGUCAAAGACCCCUACAGUGUACGAAAAGGCGUGUGGUACUCUCACUUCAUGUGGAUGGUGCUGAAGCAAAACCCUAAAGACCAAGGACGGACUGAUAUCUCCGACUUGAACCAAGACCCUAUUGUGGUCUGGCAGCACAGGCACUAUGGUGAAGUCAUUCUUGUUUUCGGCCUGCUGUUCCCAAUGGUCGUUGCUGGGCUUGGCUGGGGUGACUGGAGAGGAGGUCUGAUAUACGCGGGAAUCUUGAGGUUCCUCUUCGUUCAGCAGGCGACCUUUUGUGUCAACUCCCUUGCUCAUUGGCUUGGGGAUCAGCCAUUCGAUGACAGGAAUUCGCCCCGUGAUCAUGUUAUCACCGCUCUUGUGACACUCGGUGAAGGCUAUCAUAAUUUUCACCACGAAUUCCCUUCCGACUACCGCAAUGCCAUCCAAUGGUGGCAGUAUGACCCAACAAAGUGGUCAAUCUGGGCAUGGAAACAGAUCGGUCUUGCCACCAACCUUAAGCAAUUCCGCGCCAACGAGAUCGAAAAAGGUCGCGUCCAGCAGCUGCAAAAGAAAGUUGACCAAAAGCGAGCCAAGCUUGAUUGGGGGACUCCCUUAGAACAGCUCCCUGUCUUUUCUUGGGAUGAUUUCGUUGCCGAGUCUCAGAAUGGAAAAGCGCUUGUUGCUAUCGCCGGUGUGAUUCACGAUGUAACAGAUUUCAUCAAGGAACAUCCAGGGGGAAAAGCCCUUAUUGGCUCGGGCAUUGGGAAGGACGCCACUGCAAUGUUCAACGGCGGUGUGUAUGAACACUCCAAUGCGGCGCAUAAUAUGCUUUCGUCAAUGAGAGUUGGUAUUGUUAGAGGCGGUGGCGAGGUUGAGAUUUGGCGAGAAAGAAAUCGCGAUAAAUUGGCUGCUGUCAGCUCGUCGUAG
Messenger RNA from Penicillium maclennaniae, 1260 nucleotides. Its product is annotated as acyl-CoA desaturase. NCBI's taxonomy places the organism in Eukaryota, Fungi, Ascomycota, Eurotiomycetes, Eurotiales, Aspergillaceae. The transcript is spliced from 4 exons. Gene Ontology annotation, biological process: unsaturated fatty acid biosynthetic process. Gene Ontology annotation, molecular function: heme binding; stearoyl-CoA 9-desaturase activity; iron ion binding. The record is from RefSeq and is a predicted model, not a curated record. The coding region runs from base 1 to 1260 and encodes 419 amino acids. Gene Ontology annotation, cellular component: endoplasmic reticulum membrane.